Molecule: messenger RNA, 5058 nt
Organism: Mya arenaria
Lineage: Eukaryota; Metazoa; Mollusca; Bivalvia; Myida; Myidae
Product: myosin-10-like
Exons: 16
Coding region: 168-1592 (474 amino acids)
Molecular function (GO): zinc ion binding
Source: RefSeq, a predicted model, not a curated record
AGAAGAUCUGAUUUAAACAAAUACGUGGUUUGCUUCUAAUGAUAAAUUCAUAUAUUGAUUUGUCGUCCCCGGAGUUAAGUGUUACAUUGUAUUAUCGACCUCAUAUCUGGAUUUAAUGUUUUAUAAUUUCAUAUGGUGAUGUAAAUAUAGUACAAAACACAUUUAACAUGGCUUCAAAACAAGUUCAGUGUGACAUGUGCAGUAACGAAAAGGCAAUAAGAUUCUGCAAUACAUGUGGAAACAUCGGAUAUACAUGUUUCAGAAUUCACAAGACAGGGAGGAAAUUCCAAACGCACAUUGUGAAGAUGUUUCGAAAGGAUGGACAUAAUUCAAAGUGUAUUAUGUAUGAUAUCACUGAUAAAAUAUGUAAACACCACCCUACUGAAAGAGCUUUACUGUUUUGCAGAACUCAUGACUCUAUGAUUUGUGGUAGAUGUCUUCAUGCUGAUCAUCUUUCAUGUGGUAAUGAGGUUGUUGAUUUGUGUCUCGAGACAAGAAGUAUUGAUUUCGACCAAGUUAAUGCUAUGUCUGCAGCUUUGAAUGAGAUUAAAGGUGACACAAAGCGCAUAAUGGAAGAAUUCGAUACAAAAAUCGAAACAAAUAAUUCCCAUGUGGUUAAUUGCAAUAAAGAAUUUGAUGAUUGGGAAAAUAAACUGAAACAGAAAGUCGAAGAUUCGAUAAGCGUUUUUCGGCAAGAAGUGUGUAAAAUUAACGACGAAAACAUAUACGCAUUUUCAUGCAUUUAUUCUGUUUGUGAAAAUAUAUCGUUUUGGGUUGAUAAAAAGGAAGGUCAAAUUGAUGAUUAUGUUAACAAUUCGUUGACUGGUUACCUAUACUUGAUGAACCGGAACUUUGACAAGAAAAUUUCAGAGGUCAAACGGCAGAUGAAGGAAGCCAAACAUAAGCAUAUCUUUAAACAGUUUUGCCUAAAGGAAAAUAAAGUUGCCCUGAAAUGCUUAAUGGAUGACCUAAUGGAUGUUUGUGAACUUCAGGAGGAAGUUGAUGGAAGCGAUGAAGGGAACGCAAUCUCAAUUGGGAUUGCCAAUCAAGAACCACAAAUGACAAGAAAGAAGUUAGAAAAAGAGUUAGAAAUGGCAAGGGAUAGAUUCGCAAACGAUUCCUUGGAGUCUGAAGAGCGCUUGGAACAAUCAGAAGAAGCAAGGAAGGAACUGAAUGAUGUGCUGACACAAGUGAAACAAAAGCUUUAUAAAUCAGAAAGGACAAGAAAGAAGUUAGAUAUAGAGUUAUUUCAAGCGAAGCUGGUCGUUGAAAAAUCUGAAAAGAUAAGGCAGGAACUCAGUGAUGAGCUAGAGAAUGUAAAGCAAGACCUGAAUAAUUUAGAAAAGGCAAGGGAUAGAUUCGAGAACGAUUCCUUGGGGUUUGAAGAGCGCUUGGAAGACUCUGAAGAAGCAAGGAAGGAACUGAAUGAUGUGCUGACACAAGUGAAACAAAAGCUUGAUAAAUCAGAAAAGACAAGAAAGAUGUUAGAAAAGGAGUUUAUUCAAGCGAAACAGAUAUUGGGAAAAUCUGAAAAGACAAGGCGGGAACUCAGUGAUGAGAUAAAACAAGUAAAACAAGACCUUGAUAAUUAGACAAGAUAAGGCAGAAACUCAGUGAUGAGUUAAAGCAAGUGAAGCAAGACCUGAAUAAUUCAGAAAAGGCAAGGGAGGAAAUCGAAAACGAAUCUUUGGGGUUUGAAGAUCGCUUGGAAGAUUCUGAAGAAGCAAGGAAGGAUUUGAAUGAUGUGCUGAAACAAGUGAAACAAAACCUUGACAAAUCUGAAAAGGUGAGUGUCACAAUUUUUAGUGGUUUUUCAUAAACACCUAUUAUUAGAGGAGAGAGAUCAGGACUUUGAUAGUUAAUAGAAAUGAAAUACACCUAUUUAUACAAACAAUAGCUUAAAAUUUGCUAUAUGCACUUGGAGGAAAAAGAAGUGUAGUUAAAGCGCACAACCUUAUUAUGUAAUUUCAGAGGUGUUUAUUUAAAGUUAAUUAGGACAUAAUUAGAACUUAAUAGUGUCAAAAGUACGAGCAAGUAUCAUAAUUGUUUUUAAAUGCUUACAACUAAAGGUGUAAUUGUGUAUGAAAACAUAUAAUCAUACAAUUGUUUUUUUCUCCCUCUUCAAGAGUAAUUAAAAAACCUACGUCAGGCACAUAUACGUUACAUAUAUUUUUCAAGCUUUUGGUAAAUCACCUACAUUGGUCAUUGUAUAUAGCAAAUUAAUUAUGAUGUAUUGAUCGAUUUUGAGCGUUGGGGGAAAUCUAUAAAAAUAAAAGUUGCGAAGGCAUUAUAAUGUAAUUUGACAGAUAUGAUCCUUAGACACAGAAAUUUGUUAUGUCAUUUUCCGGUCUCCUAUGUGUCUGCUUGCCUGCAUUUGAUGAUGUUAUUGAAUCAAAAACAACUAUCCUACUACCUUUUACAUUUUAAACAUUUUAAUUCAAUGCUACUAUAAACUCGUUUCAGAAAAGAAAGGGAUCCGAAAAAGCAUUAAAUUGAAACAAAGCUUAGGACAAUCUAAAACAGUACGAGGCAAUAGUAAACAAUAUGAAAUGUUAUGAAAAUAAAUGAAUACAAAUAACAAAUGGUUAUCAGUUCUCUACUUAUAAGCUAUUUGCUAUGUGCCAUAACACUGCUUGAAUGAUCUUAUUUCAAAAAGUGAUCCUUUGCAUACAAACGAACAUUUAUAAAUAAUUGUAUAUGCACUGUUUAUUACUAAUUGAAACGCUAUUGAAGAAAUUUCAGACAGAAACUAAUGAAAGUAUAAACAUUUGUUUAAGCUGUUGGAUUUACAGCAAUUAAAGUUGACCAGUUGAAAUAACCAUUUCGUCAAUACAAAAUAGUUUCUUAUUAAUACACCAAAUGUUACCCUUAACCGAUACAAAAUGUAAUCAGCAUUGUUCUCAUUUGUUUUAUAACUUUAGUUUCACUUUGUAGAACGUGAGAUGAACGUCAUGAACAAAAUACGAGCAAACCUACCCAAGUGUCAAGUUUUCUUAUAUUAGAAUAACUCUGAUUGACACAGAUAGAUUACAUAACAUAGAUAUGAUUCUUUUUUAGGCAAGGCAAGAGCUAUGUGACGAUUUGAAACAAGGAAAAAUAGACCUUAUUAGUUCAGAAAAUGUGAGACUUCUAACAAGCAUGUUUAUUGUUCGUACUUGGACCGGUUUCAAUAUCAGAGGAACUAUAUAUAUAUUUAGACGUUGAAUUGGGCCCAUAUCUAGAAUAAUAGUCUUUGCAAAAUACAAAUGUUAGUACUUAAUUUAAGAAUGGAAAACAAUAACGUUAAUAUUCGUUUAGGAGUUAUUUUUAUGGCAUAGGCGGUCCAAGGCGGUACCUAACAAUUGUUGAUAAACAUACCUAGUUUUUUAUAUAAAGUAUGUAUGCACUGUGCUGCUUGUGGAGUUUUGUGCUGUUCUUCCAUGUUUCUUGUUUGUGAUUUUAUGUUCUAUGUCUUUAGCGUUUACCCAGUGCCAUUAAACCGGAUUUAUGUUUAAACGUUUUGCUACUGAGCUUGUUUCCGUAGCUUUUCGCAUAAAUAUAGACCUAUGAUUUUAAUCUGAAAAGGUAAGAUCAAUGGUGAAUAUUACGAUAUAAUAAGUCUAACAUGUAGAUGGAUUUUAAUAAAAUUGAAAAAAAGUAUCAACCAUUCGAAAAUUUAAAAUACUAUAAACAGUUUGCUUAUAAUUUGCAUUUCAGUUACAUGAACAAGAAAUAGUAAUAGAAAUUAUGUGCAAAGGGCCAUACACUUUUGGAGGGUAAAACAUGUGAAUUUAGACAUCAAGAUCUUACAAUAUAAGUGAUGUGAAUUAUAAGCAAUAAACUGUGGGACGUGGUUUUCAUCGUAUAUCUAAACAAUUUAGUCAUGGAGGAAGAAUGUCUUAUACGGACUAAAUACUCCUGGUGAGAUUUGUCCUCAAACGGACAAAUCCGUAUGAGGAAUCAACAAGGAAAAGCUUUUGGUAGAAUAAAGCCGUUAACGGACAUAAGCACGUUUUGUUUGUAUGUCAGUGGAGUGAACUGACAGAUAUAAUUAUAACUGGGAUAAAAUCAUAACUCAAUAGAAUUAAAAUUGUAAGAAAAUAUCAAAAGUUUCUUUAAAAUUCUAGGAACUAUAAAUAAAUAUUGUGGAUAUGAUAUAUUUAUAAUCAUAUAAUUGUUCCUCCUCUUCCUCUUAAACCCUCGUUAUAAUUAAACUGAGUCAGAAACAUAUACCUUUUAAUUAAUUGUGGCGAUUGAACCUUUUGUAUACGUGUUUUCAACACUUAAAUCGUUCAUUGCAUAUGGUGUGUACUGAUUUAUUUUAAGCAUCAAUAAAAAGAUAACACGUUGUCACGCUGUGUAUAAUUUCACACUUACAUACUAGAAAGGGACUAGAAAAAGAAUUAUUUCAAGCGAAGAAGGUCGUAGAAAAAUCUGAAGAGGUAAGAACAGUGGAUCUCAUUGUGAGUCAAUAUGAAACAUGAGUAUAUACAUGUAGAUAAAAAGUUCUAAUUUGUUUUCAUGUUUAUUGACAUUUUCGUUAAUUGUAUGUCACAUGAUAUUUGUAUUUUAUAUGAUUACAAUAUAUGUUCAGGUUUAAUAUUUUCUAUAAAGAACAUGAAAUCUUAUUGUAGAAGCAUUUUUGCCCACCAAAUAGCUUUACAUUAAUUGUAUAGGUAAAAACUGAAACGAUAAAAAUUAUCAUGAUACUUGUACGAAAAUUUGAUUUAAUAUUCUGUUAUUUCUGUCAAGCGAUUUUAAUAAACAAAAACUUUAAUUUGUCACUAUUUGAUACGUUUACAGACAACGCAGGAACUCAGUGAUGAGCUAAAACAAGUAAAACUAGACCUUGAUAAUUCAGAAAAGAUACGCAUGACAGUUGAGAAGGACUUAAAACACACGUUGGAAAACCUGGUUCGAGUUAAAAGGGAAAGAGCAGAAGUCCAGGCAAAAUUUCCAUACAUUCAAGAAUACUUCAGCUGGACUCAGCCGACUGGAACAAUUCAGGUCAAGACCUCAUCAGAAUUACUAUGGCCUUACAUCGAUUUGAAUUUUACCUUCCAGGAUGGCAUUCAAUCG